CGAUCCCGACGCCACCACCACCACCAUCAUUUCCCCGCACUUCUUCACCACUUCGUCGCCCAGAGCUCCAAGCAAGCCGGCGACUCCUCCUCCUCCUCGCGGCCGAGCUAGGGUUUCUUCGAGCUCCGGGAUCCUCGCCUUCUCGAGUUCUUUUUCCCCGGAAACCAUGGAGAAAGUCAGGAGAGCGUCGCACGCCGGCUCGUGGUACACCGACAACCCUAAGAAAUUGGGGGAGGAACUCGAGGGAUGGCUUAGAGCAGCUGCCCUGGAAAAAUCUCCUGAUGUAAGAGGCGUGAUUGCUCCGCACGCCGGUUAUUCGUAUUCUGGAAGGGCUGCUGCUUUUGCGUUUGGAAAUAUAGAUCCUACAAACAUUUCUAGGAUAUUCCUCCUUGGACCAUCUCAUCACUACUACACGCCCAAAUGUGCUCUUUCAACCGCUACUGUUUACAAGACUCCUGUUGGCGACCUUCCCAUCGAUUUGGAAGUUAUUGAGGAAUUAAAAGCAACUGGGAAAUUUGAGCUGAUGGAUCUUCGAAUUGACGAGGCCGAGCACAGCAUGGAAAUGCACUUGCCAUACCUUGCCAAAGUCUUUGAGGGGCACUCUGUAAAAGUAGUACCUAUAUUGGUUGGUGCGGUUAACCCCGAAAAUGAGGCCAUGUACGGGCGAUUGCUGGCCAAAUAUAUAGAUGAUCCAAGCAACUUUUUCUCAGUAUCCUCAGAUUUUUGUCAUUGGGGAGCACGCUUCAACUACACACACUACGACAAAAAAUAUGGUGAUAUCUACAAGUCCAUAGAGGCCUUGGACAAGAUGGGGAUGGAUAUAAUAGAAACUGGAGAUCCGAAUGCAUUCAAACGGUAUCUAAUUGAGUACGACAACACAAUUUGCGGACGUCAUCCAAUUAGCGUUUUUCUACAUAUGUCGAUGAACUGCUCUACCAAGAUAAAGAUAAAGUUCCUCCGGUACGAGCAGUCGAGCCAGUGCAAGAGCAUGAGAGACAGCAGCGUAAGCUACGCAUCCGCAGCAGCAAAGGCCGAUGCUUGAUAGCUGUCGAGAUAUCUCUCUCGAGGGAGAAAUGCUUGCGCGCCUCUGAAAAUUGAAUGUAAAAGAUGAUGAACCCAUGACUGUUCUGAGAUUAACAAGCAGACCCUCUUUUCUUUGUGGGCUAAUUGUUAUGAUAAUUCAGCAGUGGGAGAUAUUGAUCUCAA
Messenger RNA from Eucalyptus grandis, 1206 nucleotides. RefSeq names its product protein MEMO1. NCBI's taxonomy places the organism in Eukaryota, Viridiplantae, Streptophyta, Magnoliopsida, Myrtales, Myrtaceae. The record is from RefSeq and is a predicted model, not a curated record. The transcript has 8 exons. The coding region runs from base 167 to 1042 and encodes 291 amino acids.